Messenger RNA from Gracilinanus agilis (Agile Gracile Mouse Opossum), 852 nucleotides. It is a transcript of the gene NAA10, whose product is annotated as N-alpha-acetyltransferase 10, NatA catalytic subunit. Gene Ontology annotation, molecular function: protein N-terminal-serine acetyltransferase activity; protein-N-terminal-glutamate acetyltransferase activity. The transcript has 7 exons. Lineage: Eukaryota; Metazoa; Chordata; Mammalia; Didelphimorphia; Didelphidae. Gene Ontology annotation, biological process: N-terminal peptidyl-glutamic acid acetylation. The coding region runs from base 37 to 720 and encodes 227 amino acids. The record is from RefSeq and is a predicted model, not a curated record. Gene Ontology annotation, cellular component: NatA complex.
UUAACACUGUUUCCCCACCCCCAGCCAGAGGACCUGAUGAAUAUGCAGCAUUGUAACCUGCUGUGCCUUCCAGAAAACUAUCAGAUGAAAUACUAUUUCUACCACGGUCUGUCCUGGCCUCAGCUCUCUUACAUUGCUGAAGAUGAGAAUGGGAAGAUCGUGGGCUAUGUUCUGGCCAAGAUGGAGGAAGAUCCAGAUGAUGUCCCCCACGGACAUAUCACAUCCUUGGCUGUAAAACGUUCCCACCGCAGGCUAGGCCUAGCCCAGAAGCUCAUGGACCAGGCCUCCAGGGCCAUGAUUGAAAACUUCAAUGCGAAGUAUGUCUCCCUGCAUGUCAGAAAAAGUAACCGGGCAGCUCUGCACCUGUAUUCCAACACACUAAACUUUCAGAUUAGCGAAGUGGAGCCCAAAUACUAUGCUGAUGGGGAGGAUGCCUAUGCCAUGAAGCGAGAUUUGACUCAGAUGGCAGAAGAGCUGAGGAAGCAACUGGAGGUGAAGGAGAAAGGCAAACAUCUGGUCCUGGCCUCCCUGGAGAACAAGAUGGACCCCAGAGGCAACCACGUGGGGGACUGCUGCCGAGACGAGAGGGGCCUCCUCGGCCCUAGCCCCAUAGCCGAGGACAGCAGCGGCGGUGACAGCAAAGACCUCAGUGAGGUCAGCGAGACCACCGAGAGCACUGAUGUCAAGGACAGCUCCGAGGCCUCCGACUCAGCCUCCUAGAGUCCCUCGGCAGGAAUCGGUCCUGCUGUUCAUAAGCCACCCCCAUCUCUGUGUCUCCUGCCCUUGUCCUUCUCCCCCAAUCACACCUUCCAAUUAAAUCAUUUUGGGGCCCUGGGGGCUGCAUCACUCGAA